AUGAUGGCUUGCCGGCUGACCGGCGUGCUUCGCCGAGGCGCAGCAACGGUUUCCGCUCUGGCCGUCGUCUUGUUCCUCGUCUCUCAUUACUCCAAGAGGAGCCGACGACGGCCUACAUCUCCAGGCGCGUGCGGAUCGCCCCCCAUCGGCGACAUCAUGUUCUCCAUGGAAAAGGUUCGAACUUACGCGGGGCCAAGAAUGGAAAUCAGGACGACGCCCCCAAGCGUCGAGCCGUCCUCUUUGUUCCCGCCGCCAGCUGCGGAAGAUACGUGCGAGAGGUGGGCGGUGCUGGCAUCCGCAGACGAGCCAACCGACGCGGUGAAGCAGCUAGCAGAACUGGGCGAAUGGUGUGUAGUGGUUGUCGGCGACAAAGACGGACCCACGGAGUACAACGUGGUGGGAGUGGUACUCCUGACCCCAAGCGACCAAGAGGCGUUGCCCUACCGCAUCACGGACCUGAUUCCGUGGAACCACGUUGGCCGGAAGAACAUCGGGUACUUGUACGCGAUUCAUCAUGGAGCGAAGGUAAUCUACGAUGUGGACGACGCUCACGUUCUCAUGCGCCCGGAAGAAGGCGUGCCUUUCGCGGAAACCUCGUCGGCCGAGCACGAGCUAUCGUUCUUUUCGAGGCCCUCCACAUGCGUGCACAACCCCUACCCUUGCUUCGGCGCCUCCGGGGUCGUCUGGCCCAGAGGGUUUCCCCCCGCCAAGAUCCGAGACAAGAGUUCGUCGAUGUGCGGCGUGGUCAUGGGCGGUGGCGGGGCCGGCGAGCAGCGCGUCGGUGUGGUGCAAGCCCUCGCCGACAAUAACCCGGAUGUUGACGCGCUCUACCGCAUGACGUGCGCGCCGAGAGGGUCGCCGCUGAGCUUCGUCGAAGAGUCUCCGCCCCUGCCGGGAAGCUCGCUGCGCCUAGUCCCCGCCUGGACCUUUUCGCCGUACAACGCAAAGGCGACCCUCCACUUCCCGGUUGCGUUCUGGGGAAUGCUGCUGCCGGUGACCGUGCACGAGAGGGUCAGCGACAUCUGGCGCAGCUAUUUCACACAAACGCUGCUCCCGUCUGCCGGGGCAGUGGUCGGCUUUGCCCCUCCUUGGGUUACGCGGGAGCUGGAAGGCCCCAACAGCUACCGGGAUGACUUUCAAGCCGAGCUCCCACUGUACGAACAGAGCGGGGCGCUUGUAGAUUUUCUCCUCCAGUAUCGACACGCCGUCGAAGACGAAGCCUCGGCGCAGGCCUCUCCCGAGUCGCAGGCUUCUCGGAUUGAGGCCCUUUCUGUGACAAUGUACGAGCAUGGCAUUGUUGAGGGUGACGACGUCGCGCUGACACAGGCUUGGCUGAAAGAUCUCCGGGAUGUGGGCUAUGAUGGUUUGGAGCAGGUCGAACGCCAAAAAAUAGCCAUUGAUGAACAAGCACCAGCACCGGCGAAAGGCAGGUUGGCCGGACGGAGAGAAGCGGACAAGUCCUCAGUGUUGUCCGAGAGAAGCGGGACAACUCUUCCUGUGCCUCACGUAUUGCUGGUCAUCGCCGUAGUCUCUGCCAGAUCGGAGAGGCGGGAUGCAAUAAGGGCUGGGUGGUCGGCGUGGGGAGAUGAUCGCGUUGAGCUACGCUUUUUCACGGAGGCGCCGGCCGGGAGCGGUCCCGACUCUCAGGCUACCUCAGCCGCCCUGGAAGAGGAAUCGGCGGUCCACGGAGAUCUAGUCUUGAUGGACAUCGAUCCCGGGAUGAACUUCGCCCUGAAGCUUGUGUGGGCGAUGCGGUGGAUGUCAAAGCAGUUUUCGUUCGACUUCUUCCUCCGCUUGGACGACGACUAUUUUCUGUGUCUUGGGCGCCUCCUGGACGAGCUGGACGCGACCCUUGCUGGAGCAGAGCAGCCACUCAACAUCUACGCCGGACACCGGUAUUGCGAGGUUUGGGGGAGGGCGAGGAUCGAUGAGGCAUACCUCCUGCUGUCGUCUGCGUUGGUGGGGCGGGUGUUGUCUGCCCCCGAUCUAGUGUGCAGUGGUCACGCAGGAGUCACUGCCGCGUGGUGGUUCACGAAAGGCAACCCCCUGAACCGAAUGGGAGAUGUUGAAUGGGUGCACGAUCCCCGGCUGGACCACGAGGGUGACCUGCUCCUUGACUCCCCGAAAGAACAGUAUCCCGACGUGUGUACGACGCACAUGGGCGUGCACCACGCCUACCCGGACUCGAUUGCCGAGCUAUGGGAGGGAGCAAAGGGGAAGUCUGGCGCUGGAACCGACUCAUUGUUUCGCUAUGUGGAUGACGGCGCUUGUGGGAUGGUGCGUGCGGGCAUCGAUCGCCCGUACUUCGACUUGGAUCACCCUCAGCCGUGUGAUGCUUUCAAGUCCGACGAAGACGCAAUGUUUUGCGGGCAUGAAGGAUGCUGAGAUGCCGCUCGGUCGCCAGUCGUGCAUCGAGGCGACUGCAGCGUGCUGCAACGUGUUAAAAAGCAUGCGUUUAGAAAUAGGUUGUUGUUUGCGUUGACUAUAUAGACGACUUGCUGUUGGUUUUUAAUCAAUAUUUGUAUGGAAUACAUGCGAUGUUUUCCUCGCGGAUGAUGUUCGAAAAAUUGGAUGUGG
Molecule: messenger RNA, 2577 nt
Organism: Ectocarpus siliculosus
Lineage: Eukaryota; Phaeophyceae; Ectocarpales; Ectocarpaceae
Source: the annotation of a GenBank genome assembly